GUCUUGGGAGAGGUUGUCAGGCGAUGUACGCAAAUCCAACGGGUUUGGGACCUGAGAUAGCGUUCUUCAACAUGUUACUGGUUAAAAAGAAGAUCUUUUUAUCAAACCUCUGGAUGCACAUUCACUUUUGCGACCAGAAGCGAUUGAAGCCUGGUUCUACCUCUACAGAACGACUUGUGACAAAACUUAUCAAGAAUGACGUUGGAAUGCCUUUGAAGCGAAUUAGAAAUAUGCGCGGGUGCGAAAUGGUUACCAGUGAAGAGUGUCAAGAAAAUCCCUGUUACAUACAGAGAUCUGAUGGAACUGUUUUUAUCUGCUAAGGUUUCAACUAUCUCUAUCUUCUAUUUGCUGAUAAUCAAAAGGAUUUGUUCCCAUUGGACAAAUGGGUAUACAACACCGAAGCUCUCCUCUACCAAUUGAUCAUUAGCAUAUGCCCCUGACUAUAGAGAUGAGUACGGAAGUAGCUCUGUCCCUGCUAAUCAGAUCUUGAGAGCUGCCAGCAGGCCGCCGAAGAUGUCAUCUCAGUUUGGU
Messenger RNA from Cylicocyclus nassatus, 531 nucleotides. Lineage: Eukaryota; Metazoa; Nematoda; Chromadorea; Rhabditida; Strongylidae. The record is from the annotation of a GenBank genome assembly.